Molecule: messenger RNA, 3239 nt
Organism: Portunus trituberculatus (swimming crab)
Lineage: Eukaryota; Metazoa; Arthropoda; Malacostraca; Decapoda; Portunidae
Product: flocculation protein FLO11-like
Exons: 3
Coding region: 187-2295 (702 amino acids)
Source: RefSeq, a predicted model, not a curated record
AGGCGGGGCCGCUUUGCCGUCACCAAGGUGGCAGAGUCUGUGGACUCCACCGAGGGUGGCUCAGGAAGCACUGCUCCCACACCGGCUCCCCCGGACACUCCUAACCUUGUCCAGCAGCCUCUUGAAGACUUACAGGGCCAGACCUUCUCCGAGCCUCCCUCUGCCAUCCCCUCUGUGCCUCCCUCUAUGUCCUCCUCCCUGGUCAUGGAGGACAGCCCAUCCUCCAUCCCGGCAGAGAAGAGACAUGCAGGUCCUGCACACACGUCUCCCGAGGCAGCUGCCCACGCCGGAUGGGAGCGCAGCAGCGCAGUUGUUACUAGACUUCCUGGCGAUAGGUGGCAGCCCCAGCCCCUGCCUUCACUCUCUUCCUCUGCCUCUCCUCAGCAGCCACCUCUGGGUGGAGGGUCCACCCUCACCCCCUUACCCACUCCUAAUCCUCUCAUUUCUAACCCUCCUGCUGCCAAGAAGGCUGCCACACCCAGCCACAAGCCAGACGCCACUAACCAGCAAGCCAAGAUCCUGGCUUUCAGAAACAGCAAGGCAAAUCUCCACCAGCUGAGCCCUCACCUCCCUCACCCCACAUUGUCUUGGGGCUCAGAGAGGGGCAUUCCCGAGGCCAUCAGUCCCUCCUCACCCCCCAAUGCCGGGAGGAGGAAGACCGAGGAUUGGGAGGAAGGAUCUGCCACGGGGACCAAGGCUUCCAGCACCAAGUCCAGCCCACUUGUAUCUGCCCGAAGCACAUCCUACGAUGCAGACACCGAGGAGUCCUCAGAGGCCUUGCUGAGCCAGGACUCGGGCAGCAGCUUUGAUGCGGCACACCAGAGCACCAGCAGUGUGUCCCCACACACCCACCAGCCAGCCACCCAGAAGGCCGGUGUGUCCCCCAGCCCACAGAGAAGCAAGGGCACUGCCAUCUUGACGGCCUCAUCCCCCAGCCCUCCGAAGGGCAAGAUCAUCAAGUGCUCCAAAUUGGGAGGCAGCAACAACUGGCUGGACCGUAGCAGCAGCAUUCACGACCUGGGCGGUCUGUUUCAGGAGGUGAAGCGCUCCCGGGAGUUUCUGAACAAGUCCCGUGAGUACCUGGCUCGUCCCUCCCUCAAGGUGGAGAGCAGCAGCAUGCCACUGUCCCGCACCAAGAGUGUCAGCAGCCUACAGCACUUUGGCCUGGCCAGUGCCAAAGACAGCGGCCUCUCUAAGUCCUCAUGGGACCUCAACAAUGUCAUUGGCUCCCCGCCAAGCUUCCACUCCCUGCGCACUGCCAGCAGCUCCAGCUUCAGCGAGAGUCACCGGCCUCGCCCCCACCCCACCGCCCAAGAGGAACCCAGCCCUGCGUCGCCUGACUGGCCAGGAUGGCCUGGGCAUGGGCGACUCAGUCUACCACACUGUGCACUCCACCCACGUCACUCCCAGGCCAGGCCUGCCAAAGGGAUCGGGAUGACCUCCCCCCACCUUCCAGCCCGGCCCCAGACCCCGGCCUUCCAGGAGGAUGUGUACUACACCAUCCAGGGCGAGGCAGGGGUGACGCAGCACUACCAGGCAGAGGACAGCCGCUCCUGGCACCACCUACAGGAGGACCACCGCCCCCUUACCUACACCAGCAGUGAGGAUGACUCAGAGCUGGAGGAGCCCAUGUACCAGCCACUGCAAGAGUGGCCUCCCUCAGAAGCCCUCAACUCACACUAUCUCUCAGAGAGCCCCUACUCCCCCAGCGACAGCUACCCCCCACCACACUAUGUCCCCACUGAGGCUUACAACCCCCACUAUGGGGAGAUGACCCAUUACUCCCCAAGGUCCUCAAGACAUUCCUGGCACUCCCCUCCCCCUCCCUCUCCUCACUAUCCCCCCAUCUCCCCCAAGAGCCCUAAGAGCCCCCGGCAGCAGCGCCACCACCACAAGUAUUACCUUGGCGGACAUUCCACGUACCAAACCUACCAUGGCCCUGGCUUUUCCCCCAUGUCCCUCCACCCUCACUCAUGCCACGGCUCCCAAUGCUCCCCUCAGUCCCCUCACUAUCAGCUGUCGCGUCCCUGCAUGCUCCACAGUCACCCUCACUCCCCCUCUAGUCGACCAUGGCCUUCAUCUCCGGCCCAGCUCGAGAUGGGUUGUGUUUACUCUUGGACAGUAAGUUCCUGCACACAGUCACCGUUUGGGCACCGUGGGGUCCUGUCGCUGUCAGUGUGGGGGUCAUGCAUUCCCCACACCCUGUCUUGUCUUUCCCUCUGUACACCACCAACACAGUCCUCACUCCCUCACCCCACCCCCAUUCUUUGUCCACACCUUCUUUGUGAGUCUUAAAGGUUUUGAAACAUCAUCGAACUGUGGGAGACUCUGGGUGAGUCAUCCAUGCAGCCAUCCGGCCACCUCAUCCUCCCAUGCCCUAUACCUCCCUUAGCCCCGCAGAGUUGUAGCUUGUGCUUGCUAGUGCUUCUGUAGAUGCCUGUGACUAGGAAAGGCUGUAGGAGCUUGUUAAUACUACUAACAUAGAGGACAGGGUCUUCUCUCUUCGCAGGUUGUGGUAACAAUAACAUCACUAACAUUAUAGACAUACAACAACAGUGUAAUGUAGUGUUGUAGCACAGCACCUCAACAUAUGCUGUGGUCUGCAGUGUUAAUAAAGUAACAAGUGUGUUUAUUUAGGGGGAAGUAAUGUAUUUUCUUGUAGCCAUUGACUAUAUUUAAUCUUGGCAUGUGUGUGCGGCAGCUGCCACACAUCACACAACAAAGGAACAUGCAGGGAGACACCUCCAGAUUUAAAAUUGAUUAACUCUUUAUUUUUCUCUUGUAGUUAGAUUUUUUGGUGUGUUAUUAUGGGCAGGCCUUAUUUUUUUAUUUUUUUAUUUAUUUAUUUUUAUUUAUUUUUUUUAUUUAUUUAUUUAUUUUUUUUUUUCUCCUUCUAUAUACUUAUUAUAUAGCCUUUGACCAGACUCCUUAGCAUGUAAAAAAACAGGGAUGUUAAUACCUACCACAUCACCACACAAGCCUGGUGUGGACAGUGGUGGAGUGGUGUUAGGGUGAGGUGAACACUGCAUGCUCCAGUCAAGACUCAGGGACACAGAAGAGUCUGUUCAUCAAGUAUUGUGACUAAUAGUAAUGAUGAUGAGGAGUAAACAGUGUGGGGAUUUGUGGGUUGUAGUGUUGCAUUGGUGACAGGUUGUAGGGAUACACUUGUGGAUCUGUCUGGAGUGUAGUAUGUAGUGUUGUGCGUGUUGUGUGUGUAUAUGUGUGUGUGUUGGUGCGUG